Messenger RNA from Trichoderma gamsii, 294 nucleotides. RefSeq lists its product as hypothetical. The record is from RefSeq and is a predicted model, not a curated record. Lineage: Eukaryota; Fungi; Ascomycota; Sordariomycetes; Hypocreales; Hypocreaceae. The coding region runs from base 1 to 294 and encodes 97 amino acids. The transcript has 2 exons.
AUGCGGCUUCAGACUUAUUCUCCGCUCUUGGCAGCUUUUCUCAACUUGGACGCCGACGAGAAAACCGGGCCUGGGGCAGCCAAUGGCCACGCCCUGCCAGCUCCAUCCCAGAUGCUAGAGGCUUGGCUUUACGGAUCCCCCGAGUUUGUUCAUGAGCAUACAAGUAGAAAGGCAAAAGCUCCUGGGUACGCCACCCGCCCGCCCGUCAGCAGGCCCCAGAGCGAGAACGAAUCACUUGCCUUCCAGCGCCCUAUUCCCAACGUCCCUGUCGCGCCCUUCACCAGCGAGUGCUGA